AUGGCUUCCCCAACUUUGAUCACCCCUACCACUUCUACACCAAAACCUCUCACACCUAUCAGAUCAAAACUCACCACCAUCACCAUAAACGGCACUGCUACCAAUGCCACAACCGCAUUAUCCACUCAUCGUCGCGACUUUUUAUAUCUUGUGGCUGGUUUCGUCUCUCCAGUUUUACUCCUCCCAGUAACGCCGGCGUGGGCCGCCUUAGAAGAUGAAUAUGUAAAGGAGACUGAGGACGUAAUCAACAAGGUCAGAACUACCAUUAACUUGGACAAGAAUGACCCUAACAUAGAUUCUGCUGUAUCUCAGUUAAGGGAAACAUCCAAUUCUUGGGUGGCCAAGUAUAGAAGGGAGAAGGCUUUGCUGGGCCGAGCUUCGUUUCGCGAUAUUUAUUCGGCGCUUAAUGCUGUUUCAGGCCAUUAUAUUAGCUUCGGCCCCACCGCACCAAUCCCUGCUAAGAGGAAGCAAAGAAUCCUUGAAGAGAUGGACACUGCUGAGAAGUCUCUGUUGAGGGGGAGAUGA
Molecule: messenger RNA, 525 nt
Organism: Fraxinus pennsylvanica
Lineage: Eukaryota; Viridiplantae; Streptophyta; Magnoliopsida; Lamiales; Oleaceae
Source: the annotation of a GenBank genome assembly